UUGGAAACUGACAAUUGACAACCGAACAGUUAAGAUUUCAAGUAGGUACGUGUCAUAUUAUCCUAUAGCUUAGACUCACGUACCGUCGUUUCACCAAUUAAUCUGAUACAGUCAUACUCUUAAACAGGAAACAGAAGUAAGUAGCUAGCUAGUAAACCUCUAGGGGAAAAAAUGGCAGAAGAAAAGGAGGGCGGAGAGAUUGAGGAAAGUGUGAUAGAAUUAGAAAAGUUGUCAAUAUCCAAAAUAAAAAUAAAGAAAGUAGGUCAUCUAAGAGAUUUCAUACCAAUUUCACAACUGAAAACAGUGACAAACCCACUUCAAAAUAACCCUAACUACCGCCCUACUGAUGCCUUCUACAUAUCUCCAUCCUCCGACAUCCUUCUGAAGCAGGUGUUAUAUGACCUCUCAGGCACCAACCAAUACCCGCCAUACGGCUAUGGCUUCGCUUACCACCGUGCUGGCCCCCGUAAGUUGGUGUACUUUGAUCCAGAUGAAGUCAAGGCCGCUAUUGUUACUUGUGGUGGACUCUGUCCCGGGAUUAAUACUGUUAUCCGGGAGAUUGUUGUUGGCCUUUCUGACCUUUAUGGGGUUGGUCAAAUUUUUGGUAUUUCUUCUGGUUAUAGGGGGUUUUACUCCUUUGACCCUGUUCUUCUUACUACAAAGAUGGUGCAUAAUUGGCAUAAGCAAGGUGGUACCGCCCUUGAAACUUCUAGGGGUGGCUUUGAUCUUUCCAGGAUUGUUGAUUCAAUUGAGCAUCAUGGGUUCAACCACGUGUAUAUCAUUGGAGGAGAUGGCACCAUGCGUGGCGCAGUCAAGAUAUACGAGGAGAUUUGCCGCCGGAAACUCAACGUUGCGGUGGCUGGAAUACCCAAAACAGUAGACAAUGAUGUUGGGGUAAUUGACCAAUCGUUUGGCUUUCAAACAGCGGUGGAAAGCGCUCAACAGGCUAUCAACGCGGCUCAUGUGGAGGCCGAGAGUGCGGUUAAUGGUAUUGGAUUGGUCAAGUUGAUGGGCCGAAGUACUGGCCAUAUUGCUCUGCACGCAACCUUAAGCAGCCGUGAUGUGGAUUGUUGCUUAAUCCCAGAAAACGAGUUUUUCCUACAAGGAAAAGGCGGACUACUUGAGUUUCUCGAAAGGCGGUUAAAAGAAAUCGGGCAUGCGGUGGUAGUUGUGGCUGAGGGUGCCGGACAGGAGUUAAUACCCAGAACCGAGGAGGAACAGCAGCAGGACGAGUCUGGAAACCCUGUGUUCUUAGACGUUGGCGUGUGGUUAAAGUCAGAGCUAAAUAAAUGGUGGAAAAGAGAUCAUCCAGGGGAACUGUUUACUGUAAAGUAUAUUGAUCCAACUUAUAUGAUACGCGCAGUUCCUGCUAAUGCAACUGAUAACAUGUAUUGCACUCUUCUAGCACACUCAGCAAUUCAUGGAGCCAUGGCAGGGUAUACUGGAUUUGUCGCAGGCCGUGUGAAUGGUACCUAUGCUUAUAUUCCUGUCAAGGAGGUGGCUGAGACCAAGAAUAUGGUGGAUACCAUGGAUCAUAAGUGGGCCUGGGUUAGGUCCAUCACCAACCAACCAGACUUUCAAAACACCUGAACUAAAAUUCUACAACUAGGUAGUUUACAGUAGCACUAGUCUUAUUAUCUGUGUAGCCAACGUCAAAAUAGUUUAACAAUGUAAUACCAAAUAAAUAAAAUAAAACUUAAAAAA
Messenger RNA from Spinacia oleracea (spinach), 1704 nucleotides. RefSeq names its product ATP-dependent 6-phosphofructokinase 2. Gene Ontology annotation, biological process: fructose 6-phosphate metabolic process; glycolytic process. Bases 172 to 1590 code for a protein of 472 amino acids. The record is from RefSeq and is a predicted model, not a curated record. The transcript has 2 exons. Gene Ontology annotation, molecular function: ATP binding; 6-phosphofructokinase activity. NCBI's taxonomy places the organism in Eukaryota, Viridiplantae, Streptophyta, Magnoliopsida, Caryophyllales, Amaranthaceae.